GGUCCUCCUGCCUUGGCCUCCCAAAGUGCUGGGAUUAUGAGUGUGAGCCACUGCAUCGGGCCCGGGCACAGUGUGUUUGCAGUAGCCACAUUCCAAGUGCUCACCAGCCACAUGUGACCAGUGGCCCCCAUAUUAGCCAGUGCAGGUUAAAAUGAAAAAGGUAGCAUGCGAGGCUGGGCAAAACAUUCCUGUAAGAAGUAUGAUAGGAUACAGAGAUUGUGUCACUAUUUUUGUGAUUCAGGUAUAUUUUCUGUUCCUUAUGGGUUCCCUCCUAAUAUUUAGAGGUCUUUGAAAUUCCAUUGUUUCUUAGCAGUGCUGAGAAAAAUGAAGAAAGUCUUCUUCUUCCGUGCUGGGAAUAGAUUUUCAAGGGAGAGCAGCUCAUCUCCCACUCCACCCUACCCCACCCCUAGAAAUCCCAAGGGGAAAGGGAAAUGCUCAGCACAGAGCCCCUCCCCACUUGGACAGUCCCUUCCUAAAAGCUAACUGUGAAAUCUCUGGAUUUUGUUUUAGAAGGAAAUCACACUUUUUUCAUACUUUCUUUUCACAAUUUUAGUAUCUCAGCUGCCAGAAAUAGAAUUUAUUACUUUACAAUAAUUAUUAUAGCCAAAGCCACCAUAUAUUCUGGAUUUGCCAGGAUGGUGUCAAUUUUGAAUGUUGUUUCUUUCAGGCAGGCAUGGGGAAUUUUGGUUCAGAAAACAGGAUCACUCUAUCACGCUCCUGAGGGUGAACUAUUGGAGAGUCACAGUGGUGAUCAACCAAUGGGUGCUCCGUAGUUCCUGGAACUGAGAACUGAAGUCUGGAUACUUCUCUAUAAAUGGUUUGGGUAGACUCUGCCACUUUCCCCUGGGAUCUGAAAGAGUUCUCCAAGAAGCCCCCCACUUCCCAGGUGGCAACAGGGCAGGGACCUGGGCGGUAGCCCUUAUGCUACUGUUCAUAAAUCAAUCUGAGUUUUAUGGCUGCUUUUUCUGAGGAAGAAGAGAUUCAAAGUUAUGUAGAGGCAACAAAGCUUUCUAAUAAUAUUUUUGGCAGGCUGCUAAAGAAAGAUGAAACAAGAAAAGAUACAGGCCCUGGGAGAGUGGUAGUAGCCCUUGGGACGCCAGCCAGAUGUUGGUGCCCACAAAUCGGGGAAGACAAUGGCCUUUACUGUUGCCAUUUACAAUGCCGGGCAGCUCAUUAAUCAUCAACUAAAAUGAUUUCACUUUCAGGGUUUAGGCAGGUCAGGGCUGGGGUUGGGGAGGGCUGUGGCAGGAGGCCUGGCUUCCCGGCCGGGAAAGUGUCCCAGAGACCCACUAGACGGGGACCCUUCCUCUCCCCUCCCCUCCCUCAGGGUGAAGGGCACCAGGAGUCGGAGCGGGGGUCGAGGUGGGGGUGGGUGCGUCACCCUUGUUUUCCGGGCUGUCAGUCUCCCAGCGUCCCCAGCUUUCCAGGUAGGGACGCCCCCUCCCACGCAGCGCGGUUCCGGCGGGUGGAAAGGAGGGGCUGGGCUCCCAGCGCCCGCCCCUCUAUCCAUCACAUGGCCGGAGAGUCACAAAAACAACAGCUUUGGCCAAGACCGUGACUUCAGGAAAGGGAACCCGGGGCUCUCGCAGCCAGCCCUCCUGCCCAUGGAGGACAGUUUCCUUCAAUCUUUUGGGAGGCUGAGCCUCCAGCAGCAGCAACAGCAACAGCAGCAGCAGCGGCAGCGGCCGCCCCGGCCGCCCCCGCGGGGGACACCUCCGCGCCGCCACAGCUUUAGGAAACACCUCUACCUCCUGCGAGGCCUCCCGGGCUCCGGGAAAACUACACUGGCCAGACAAUUGCAGCAUGACUUUCCCAGGGCCCUGAUUUUCAGCACAGAUGAUUUUUUCUUCAGGGAAGAUGGUGCCUAUGAGUUCAAUCCUGACUUCCUGGAGGAAGCUCAUGAAUGGAACCAAAAAAGAGCAAGAAAAGCAAUGAGGAAUGGCAUAUCCCCCAUUAUUAUUGAUAAUACCAACCUCCACGCCUGGGAAAUGAAGCCCUAUGCAGUCAUGGUAUUUCAGACCGAACAAAAGAAUCUUUUCAGGCUGGAAAUGGACAUGGUAGUUUUCAGGCCAGAAAUGAAGAAACAUUCAUGGUGUCUCAAGAGAAAAAAUCCACCGAAUGAAAGAACGGUAUGAACACGAUGUUACCUUUCACAGUGUGCUUCAUGCAGAAAAACCAAGCAGAAUGAACAGAAGCCAGGACAGGAAUAAUGCACUGCCUUCCAACAAUGCCAGAUACUGGAAUUCCUACACAGAGUUUCCAAACCGGAGGGCCCACGGCGGAUUUACAAAUGAGAGCUCCUAUAACAGAAGGGGUGGUUGUCACCAUGGAUAUUAGAGGCCUAUCUUACAGCCAUGCAGAAUUUUCCGAAGUCAGUUUCUACUUCAAUUUUUGUUAUUCUUUGUUGCAUUUUAGUCAGAGCUCCAAUUCCAGUGUUAAAUAGCUGAACUCAAACGUUUCUGAGCAAAGUCAUUAUAUUCAUUAUCUUCACCAAAAUUUGUUAAAGUGCUUCUAUAUGCAUGGUCUGAUGCUGGGAAUUCUGCAGAUUUGAGUAAACAGGCUCUUUCUCUAGGGUAAGAAUUUGAAACCAAAACUUGAGAACACACCCAAGAACAUAAUUAUUUACAUAGGUUCAUAGAUGAAAUAAAGCGUUUAUAUUAUAUAUAAGCUUCAGUACCAUUUUCUCUGAAGUGAUCUAUUUAUUUUUUCAGGAAAUUCAUCUCCAUCAGGAAAGUUGGGAAGGUUGAGAAAAGUGGUGGGGGGGCAGGAAAAGUUUUAGCACCAUUGCUAUUUUGAUAAUCUAUGUAUCUAAAAAUGUGAGAUGUGCGACUCUAUGAUACUGAUUUUCCUUUAAUGUUAAUAUGCCAGAAAGUAUACAUCUGGGAACAACGUCCUUCAAAGUAGACACUUUGGGAAGUUAUUCUUUUAUUUUAAUGAUGUAUCAUUGUUAAAAAUACUGUCAAAUCCUUAAUAGCUAUAGGAGCUACUGAGGGAAAUCAGUAUCAUUAUUUAAAGUCACACCUUGUGUUUUUACUACUUUAUUCAGCAGGAUUAAACCUGAAUAACUUUUGGCUGUUGUGCUAAUAGUGUAAAUAAAAUAAGCCUGCCUUCAUAAAACACUAACUUUUAAAAGGAAUAGCUAAAUGACUUCUAAAAUUAUGCCUAUUAACAUGUGUAAUUAGUUGGCAGCUCAAAUGUUUGGGAGUGCAAGAAAUUAGGCACCCCAGGAUAUAGGUCAUGCAGGGAUAUAUAAAAGCCAUGCUCAUUACAAAAUGAGCGGUUGAUGUUUUAUGUGGCAUUAAGACAAUCAAGUCCUCAUAACUCUGGAAUGUCUUCUUAUACUGAUGCUGAAUUUAUGAAUCCAAAUCAAUUUCCGACAGGUUGGAAUCAGAUUUAGCGUGAGAUCACGAUAGACAAGACCACAGAGGACGUAUGCUCUACUUCUUGUUGGCCAACAGCUUCUUUCUAAUGUUCUGUGAAAAAUUAUUUUAAGUGUCCUAUAUAAUGGUGCUUUUUAUGGUUAUUAAAAAUUGUAAAUGGUAUCACAUUUAUAUGGAUUUGUCAUUGGUUCUUUUUUUGAUUCAACAAUAAAAAAAUUUAAUUACCUAAAUGCCAAGAAACUCAACAAUAUACCAGUUUUUCUGUAUCACAGGCUUAUUUACCAGUCUUUUUUUUAAUAAAUAGGGAUCAUAAAGG
Cercocebus atys (sooty mangabey) is the source of this 3696-nucleotide messenger RNA. It is a transcript of the gene N4BP2L1, whose product is annotated as NEDD4 binding protein 2-like 1. The transcript is spliced from 5 exons. Bases 1605 to 2135 code for a protein of 176 amino acids. NCBI's taxonomy places the organism in Eukaryota, Metazoa, Chordata, Mammalia, Primates, Cercopithecidae. The record is from RefSeq and is a predicted model, not a curated record.